Messenger RNA from Lemur catta (Ring-tailed lemur), 2680 nucleotides. It is a transcript of the gene LRCH4, whose product is annotated as leucine rich repeats and calponin homology domain containing 4. The record is from RefSeq and is a predicted model, not a curated record. The transcript has 18 exons. Bases 179 to 2233 code for a protein of 684 amino acids. Gene Ontology annotation, molecular function: protein binding. Lineage: Eukaryota; Metazoa; Chordata; Mammalia; Primates; Lemuridae.
ACCCCCGCGGCGUGUUCUGAUUAGCCGCUUCUGACGCGUCUCGGGACCACGAUUGGUCCGCCGGGUCCCUGACCUCGCUUCCUCCCCCUUGAGGAGACUACGGCGGCUCCAAGGAGGGGGAGGGGGAAGGAGGGACGGCCGGUCCCGUCAGUCAGGCAGCGGUAGCCGCCGGGAGCGGAUGGCGGCGGCAGUAGCGGCUCCUCUCGCCUCCGGGGGUGAGGAGGCGGCGGCCACGACCUCUGUGCCUGGGUCUCCGGGUCUGCCCGGGAGCCGCAGUGCAGAACGGGCCCUAGAGGAGGCCGUGGCCACCGGAACCCUGAACCUGUCUAACCGGCGCUUGAAGCACUUCCCCCGGGGCGCGGCCCGCAGCUACGACCUGUCAGACAUCACCCAGGCUGACCUGUCCCGGAACCGGUUUCCCGAGGUGCCCGAGGCAGCAUGCCAGCUGGUGUCCCUGGAGGGCCUGAGCCUCUACCACAACUGUCUGAGAUGCCUGAACCCAGCCUUAGGGAAUCUCACAGCCCUCACCUACCUCAACCUCAGCCGAAACCAGCUGUCGUCACUGCCAUCCUACAUCUGCCAGCUGCCCCUGCGGGUGCUCAUUGUUAGCAACAACAAGCUGGGAGCCCUGCCUCCUGACAUUGGCGCCUUGGGAAGCCUGCGACAGCUUGAUGUGAGCAGCAAUGAGUUGCAGUCCCUCCCCGCGGAGCUGUGCAGCCUCUCCUCCCUGCGGGAUCUCAACGUUCGGAGGAACCAGCUCAGCACCUUGCCUGAUGAGCUGGGGGACCUUCCUCUUAUCCGCCUGGAUUUCUCCUGUAACCGUGUCUCCCGCAUCCCGGUCUCCUUCUGCCGCCUCAGGCACCUGCAGGUCAUUCUGCUGGACAGCAACCCCCUGCAGAGCCCGCCUGCCCAGAUCUGCCUGAAGGGGAAACUUCACAUCUUCAAGUACUUGUCAACAGAGGCUGGGCAGCGCAGGUCUGCACUAGGGGACCUGGCCCCUUCUCGGCCCCCGAGUUUCAGUCCCUGCCCUGCUGAGGAUUUAUUUCCGGGACGUCGGUACGAUGGCGGGCUGGACUCGGGCUUCCACAGCGUUGACAGUGGCAGCAAGAGGUGGUCUGGAAAUGAGUCAACAGAUGAAUUUUCGGAGCUAUCAUUCCGGAUCUCAGAGCUGGCCCGGGAGCCUCGGGGGCCCAGAGAAAGGAGGGAGGAUGGCGCUGCUGACGGAGACCCUGAGCAGAUCGACUUCAUUGACAGCCACGUCCCUGGAGAGGACGAAGAGCGAGGUGCUGCUGAGGAGCAGCGGCCACCUGAACUAAGCGCCGUGGCAGGGGAUGGGGAGAGGGCACCAAGCAGCAGGCGGGAGGAGCCAGCAGGGGAGGAACGUCGGCGCCCAGACACCUUGCAGCUAUGGCAGGAGCGGGAGCGGCGGCAGCAGCAGCAGCAGAGUGGGGCGUGGGGCGCCCCCAGGAAGGACAGUUUCCUGAAGCUAGGGACCAGGACUGCUGGGGGAGGACCUGUCGCCUUGUCCACUCAAGCCACCUACAACGGCACACCGAAGUCCAAUGCCACCCAACUGGGAGCCACAGGGGGACAGGGAGCUCCCUCCCCUGCCUCUGCCUCCCAGGAGCCCCUUCCUAUAGCUGGACCAGCGACAGCACCUGCUCCCCGGCCACUCGGCUCCAUUCAGAGACCAAACAGCUUCCUCUUCCGUUCCUCCUCUCAGAGUGGCUCAGGCCCUUCCUCGCCAGACUCCGUCCUGAGGCCUCGGCGAUCCCCCCAGGCUCCGGACGAGAAGGAAUUAAUGGCUCAGCUGCGCCAGGUCCUCGAGUCACAGCUGCAGCGGCCCCUGCCUGAGGACCUGGCUGAGGCUCUGGCCAAUGGGGUCAUCCUCUGUCAGCUGGCCAACCAGCUGCGGCCCCGCGCCGUGCCCUUCAUUCACGUGCCCUCACCUGCCGUGCCAAAACUCAGUGCCCUCAAGUCUCGGAAGAAUGUGGAGAGUUUCUUAGAAGCUUGUCGAAAAAUGGGAGUGCCUGAGGCUGACCUGUGCUCGCCCUCGGAUCUCCUCCAGGGCACCGCCCAGGGGCUGCGGACCAUACUGGAGGCUGUGAAGCGGGUGGGGGGCAAGGCCCCCCCGCCCCUCUGGCCCCCCUCUGGUCUGCGCGGCUUCAUCUUCUUCUACGUGGUCCUCAUGCUGCUGCUCUAUGUCGUCUACACUCGGCUCCUGGGUUCCUAGGACCCGAAGUCACCCCUCCCCUACCCUCCUCCUCCCCACUUUCUAUUUAUAAGACUCCACUCAACCCCACCCCCACCGGUGGUGCCUUCAGCCCCUACCAAAGACACUAGUGUACCCCCUUCACAGACACUGACCUCAGAGGCCCCACUCUGGUGCCCCCAGACCCUGGGCCCCCAGCCUCUGGCCUCCCUCCUCCAGCCCUCAGUGGUCCCCACCCUUGCAGUGCUGAUGGGGCUUUCAUGCUCCGGCCCCUGCCCUUGUUUCCCCAGAGGGGUGCCAGGAGCCUUGACUCUCUCCCUUACUCUGUGACCCCCUCUCUCCCCACCCUCCCCCCCAGCUGCCCUGGGGGGCUAAAUUAUCUCUAUUUUGUAGAGAGAACUCUAUAUUUGUAGUGAUGCGGGGCCCAGGCUGGGUUCCUGUCUCUAUGUAUAAACUGUACAGACUGGC